AUGGUACCAAGCAGAUCCAUGGACAGAGAAAGAAAUCACACCUCUGUGGUCAUGUUUGUUCUCCUGGGACUGUCAGAUGAAAAAAGGGUGCAGCUUAUCCUCUUUCCAGUCUUCCUGGGGAUCUACCUUCUGACCCUUGUCUGGAACGUGGGUCUCAUCAUCCUAAUCAGAAUGGACUUCCACCUGCACACACCUAUGUACUUUUUUCUCAGUUUCUUGUCAUUUAUAGACAUCUGCUAUUCCUCUUCCAUCAGUCCAUGGAUGAUUUCAGACUUCUUAAAGGACAAAAAAAUGAUUUCCUUCAUUGCCUGUGCCACCCAGUAUUUUGUUGGCUGCUGGAUGGCUCAGGCUGAGUGCUGCCUCUUGGCCGCCAUGGCCUAUGACAGAUAUGUUGCUAUUGAGGCUCUGCAGCACUCAGCCGUCAUGGCUCCCGGCCUCUGUCAGAAGAUGGUUGCUGGGGCCUAUGGGAGUGCUUUUGUUGGUAGCUUAGUUCAAACUGUCCCUUGCUUUCAUCUCUACUGCUGUGGGUCAAUUAUCAUUCAACACUUUUUUUGUGACACACCCCAGAUUGUUUCCUUGUCUUGCUCUGAUCCCUUCAUCAGCCAAAUGAUUCUUUUUCUGUUUGCUGUUGUUGUUGGAUUUGGUUCUUUGCUUGUUAUCCUCUUAUCCUAUGGUUUCAUUGCAGCUUCCAUCUUGAAAAUGUUCUCCAUCAAAGGUAGUGCCAAGGCCUUCAAUACCUGUGCCUCCCACCUGGCAGUUGUUACUCUCUUCUAUGGAACAGGCCUCUCAGUGUACAUGCAUCCUAGCUCUAGCCACUCCACGAAGCAGAACAAGGUACUCUCAGUGUUCUACGUUAUUCUUAUUCCCAUGUUAAACCCUCUUAUUAUAGUCUGA
Molecule: messenger RNA, 894 nt
Organism: Ceratotherium simum simum (southern white rhinoceros)
Lineage: Eukaryota; Metazoa; Chordata; Mammalia; Perissodactyla; Rhinocerotidae
Source: RefSeq, a predicted model, not a curated record